Molecule: messenger RNA, 804 nt
Organism: Mucor velutinosus
Lineage: Eukaryota; Fungi; Mucoromycota; Mucoromycetes; Mucorales; Mucoraceae
Product: 60s acidic ribosomal protein P2
Exons: 3
Coding region: 1-804 (267 amino acids)
Molecular function (GO): S-adenosylmethionine-dependent methyltransferase activity
Source: RefSeq, a predicted model, not a curated record
AUGUCGACAGUACCUCAUUCAACUGCUUCAAACGGCUUUCAAGCACAAGCAGACGCUUAUGCCAAAGCCCGUCCUAGUUACCCAGAUGAAGCCAUUGCCUUCAUCUCGUCCCUGAUGGCAGAUCAUCAGAAGCCCCAAAAAGUGUUGGAUUUAGGCGCAGGAACAGGCAUUAUGACAAAACUGUUGGUAGAGCAAUGUGAGUUUCAAGUAACUGCUGUUGAGCCUGUGGAUAAUAUGCGACUCAAAUUGGAGUCGAUUGUACCCCAAGCUACAUCUCUCGGAGGCACAGCAUGGUCUAUUCCCGUAGAAGAUGCAUCUCAAGAUAUGGUCAUGCUUGCACAGUGCUUUCACUGGUUUGAUGAUAUCAAAAGCCUGAAAGAGAUUCAUCGAGUACUGAAGCCUGGCGGGCUCAUCAUUCUUAUAUGGAACAUGGAGAGCAGAGAGCGAUCUGAAUGGGUUGCUAAGCUAAGAGAUCUGUAUCAAGUCUACGAUGGUACUGCUCCUCAAUACAGAAUGGGGCAUUGGAAAAAGGUGUUUGAUACUGACGAGGCUCAAGCAUUGUAUGCCUUGCCAUUGCAGCAUAAGCAGUUCAUCUUUGAUGUGCCUGCCAAGCGUGAUCAUAUCUGGCCUCGUAUUAUGAGCAAGAGCUACAUUGCUAUUUUGGAUCAAGAAAAAUGCAAUAAAUUACACCAAGAUGUGCAAGCUGUGUUGGAAGAUCCUCAAUACAAACUUCCCAAGAACGGUUCUGAUGAAGAAUUUAUCUACUGCCAUGAUACAGACAUGUAUUGGGCUUGUAAGAAAUAG